AUGCACUCUCCCAAGAAAAAAAAAAACAAAAAACCUCUCUAGCAAUACACACCAAACUGAGCAUGUGCAGAGUGACUCCAUACAAUAUGUCUUAUCAGAAGAUAAGAGGUGGACACUGGAAGAAGGGGAGGAUCAGAGAAGACAGGACCAAACAGCCUUUUUUUCCCACAAUGCAGAGGAUCCACAGUGAGUAUAUAAAAAAACAUGCUUUACUGCCAGGGGCGGACUGACCAUUUGUAAACUCGGGCACUGCCCGAGGCCCCGGGGUCAGAAGGGGGCCCUAUGAGAUGCCC
Messenger RNA from Staurois parvus, 293 nucleotides. Lineage: Eukaryota; Metazoa; Chordata; Amphibia; Anura; Ranidae. The record is from the annotation of a GenBank genome assembly.